Messenger RNA from Caenorhabditis remanei, 780 nucleotides. RefSeq lists its product as uncharacterized. Gene Ontology annotation, cellular component: spindle pole. Gene Ontology annotation, biological process: spindle organization; establishment of meiotic spindle localization; mitotic cell cycle. Lineage: Eukaryota; Metazoa; Nematoda; Chromadorea; Rhabditida; Rhabditidae. Gene Ontology annotation, molecular function: protein binding. The record is from RefSeq and is a predicted model, not a curated record. The transcript has 5 exons. Bases 1 to 780 code for a protein of 259 amino acids.
AUGGUGUACUCACAAUUGAACCCGAAACGGUCCGCUCUCGACGCCGACGACCAUCUGUUGUAUAGAGGAUUUUGUGACGAUGAGCAACGCGACGUCUACGAGGCGGCAAUGGUCAUCCAACGUGCAUAUCGUGUGUACCGUGCGCGGAGCAUCACUCGCCGACAGGAGGAUUUGGAGAGACGUGCCGCGCUGAAAAUUCAAGGAUGCUAUCGACGAUACAAGCAGUUUUGCUACUUUAAGCAGCUGCACAACGCGGCGAUCGUCGUGCAAAAGCAUUUUCGAAUGAGAAAGCGCGACGACAAAGAAGAAGGCGCCGCCGUCGAAGCCGUCAUCGCGAGUGUCCCAGAGCACCCAACGCUCGACGGACAAACCAUCUGUAUCCAAGUGCCAAAAACCAACUCAACCCUUCUCCGUGAACGAGCCGCCACCACAAUCCAAGUCGCCUAUCGCUAUAGACACCGGAAGAGACAAGCCGCCGCCAGGAAGAUUCAGAACUUUAUGCGACAGAAUCGUAAUAAGUUGCGGAAAAUGCAUGCGCAAAACGAAGACGGUACGUCGCCUGCCCGAAAACUGGCAGAAGUCAACAGCAACAAUCCGACCAACGCAACAAACGAGAUUCUGAUGGUGAACGGAAAAGAGAUGCUCACCUCGAUGCCCCACCCACCGAAUUCAUUCCUCCAGGCGGCCCAUCAACCUCACCAAUCCCUCCAACACAACCAACCACUCCAACCCAAUUUCAUCGACCAACAACACCACGUCAUCAUCAAUGGGACCAACUGA